Messenger RNA from Malassezia vespertilionis, 831 nucleotides. It is a transcript of the gene CIA1, whose product is annotated as Cytosolic iron-sulfur protein assembly protein. The transcript is spliced from 6 exons. Lineage: Eukaryota; Fungi; Basidiomycota; Malasseziomycetes; Malasseziales; Malasseziaceae. Gene Ontology annotation, molecular function: protein binding. Gene Ontology annotation, biological process: iron-sulfur cluster assembly. Gene Ontology annotation, cellular component: cytosolic [4Fe-4S] assembly targeting complex. The coding region runs from base 1 to 831 and encodes 276 amino acids. The record is from RefSeq and is a predicted model, not a curated record.
AUGACGGAGCCGACACCGCUUGUGCGCGUCACGUCCCUGCAAGGACAUGCCGAGACGGCAUGGUCUCUUGCGUGGAACCCGAAAUAUAAACUCUUAGCAACGUGCUCGACAGAUCGCGAUGUUCGGCUACAUGCCUACCAGGAGCUGCCCUCGGUAGUGACAAGCGAGAAGCAAAUGCUAUUUACGCUGCAGGACGUGAUUCCCACAGGACACAAGCGUACGGUGCGCCAAGUCGCAUGGUCGCCAAGCGGGGACAUUUUGGCGACGGCCUCCUUCGACUGCUCCAUUGGAAUUUGGGAGCGGACGCCGCAGGAGAUAUUGAACACAAAUGCAUCUGACGAGCCGGAAUGGGAGUGUUCGGGAACAUUGGAAGGACAUGACAGCGAAUGCAAAGGCGUGGCUUUCAGCCACAAUGGGAGUCUGCUUGCGAGCUGCAGUCGCGACAAGAGCGUCUGGAUUUGGGAAGUACAGCCCGACUCUGAGUUUGAGUGCCUGAGCGUGAUGAUGGAACACUCGCAAGAUGUCAAGGCAGUUGCAUGGCAUCCGCAUGAAGAACCGUACGAUCUACAGCUUGAGCUGGACGACUGGGGAUUCGCCACAGGCGCUGACGGAAAGAUUAAUGUGUUUUACAUUGGAGGCGAUGUACAUGUACCCCAGGUCCGCCUUGCCGCUUGUGUUGAAAACGGCCACGACAAUGCCGAUAUUAACUGCGUGGCAUGGGCGCCUGUACAUAAAAACAGCGAGCCUGGCAAUGACGCCGAGGAAGCACCGUUCAUGCUGGCCAGUGCGGGCGACGACGGCGUCGUGCAUAUUUGGACUCUGCCUCAGUAG